Molecule: messenger RNA, 3201 nt
Organism: Vitis vinifera (wine grape)
Lineage: Eukaryota; Viridiplantae; Streptophyta; Magnoliopsida; Vitales; Vitaceae
Product: putative disease resistance RPP13-like protein 1
Exons: 4
Coding region: 1-3201 (1066 amino acids)
Biological process (GO): defense response to other organism
Molecular function (GO): ADP binding
Source: RefSeq, a predicted model, not a curated record
AUGGCUGGUAUUGUCGGAGAAGCUGUUUUGUCUUGUUUCAUCCAGAAGUUGGUUGACAUGGUCACCUCCCCGGAGCUGUGGAAGUAUGCACGUAAAGAGCAAGUUGAUUCUGAGCUGAAAAGGUGCAAGAAUAUAUUGACAAAGAUCUGUUUAGUGCUCAAUGACGCAGAGGAGAAGCAGAUGACAAACCCUCUGGUCAAAAUAUGGCUGGACGAGCUUAGAGACUUGGCUUACGAUGUGGAGGACAUCUUGGACGACUUCGCCAUCGAAGCUUUGCGAAGCAGCUUGAUCAUGGCUCAACCCCAACAAGGCAUUAGUAAGUUACGAGACAUGCUCUCUUCUCUCAUUCCGAGUGCUUCUACGUCUAAUUCUAGUAUGCGUUCCAAGAUUAAGGAGAUCACUGAAAGAUUACAAGAGAUUUCAGCCCAAAAGAAUGACCUGGAUUUACGAGAGAUUGCUGGAGGGUGGUGGUCUGAUAGAAAGAGAAAGCGAGAGCAAACCACUUCUCUGGUGGUUGAAUCCGAUGUUUAUGGUAGGGAAAAAAAUAAAGCGGAUAUAGUUGACAUGUUACUCAAGCACGAUCCAAGUAGUGAUGAUGAAGUCUCCGUAAUUCCAAUUGUCGGUAUGGGAGGUAUCGGCAAAACUACUCUGGCUCAGCUUGCCUUCAAUGAUGAUGAAGUGAAGGGCCGUUUUGAUUUGAGAGCAUGGGUCUGUGUUUCUGAUGACUUUGACGUUUCGAAAAUAACCAAGACCAUUCUACAAUCUGUUGAUCCGGGAACUCAUGAUGUCAAUGAUCUCAAUUUGCUUCAGGUCAAAUUGAAGGAGAAAUUUUCUGGGAAGAAGUUUCUUCUUGUGCUAGACGAUGUUUGGAAUGAGAAUUGUCAUGAAUGGGAUACUUUGUGCAUGCCAAUGAGAGCUGGGGCACCCGGUAGUAAACUCAUCGUGACAACCCGUAAUGAAGGUGUCGCAGCAGUUACCAGAACUUGUCCAGCUUAUCCCCUACGGGAAUUAUCAAACAACGAUUGUUUGUCUUUAUUCACUCAGCAAGCAUUGAGGACAAGAAACUUUGAUGCCCAUCCACACUUGAAAGAAGUCGGUGAGGAAAUAGUGAGAAGGUGCAAAGGCUUGCCUUUGGCUGCGAAGGCACUCGGUGGCAUGUUGCGCAACCAACUAAGUCGCGAUGCAUGGGCAAAUAUAUUAACAAGCAGGAUAUGGGAUUUACCGGAAGAUAAAAGCCACAUUCUUCCCGCUCUCAUGUUAAGCUACCAUCAUCUCCCUUCUCAUUUGAAGCAGUGUUUUGCAUAUUGCUCCAUGUUUCCAAAGGACUAUGAAUUCAACAAGGAUGACUUAGUCCUCUUAUGGAUGGCAGAAGGCUUUUUGCAGAAAACGAAGGAGGCAGCUAGGCCAGAAGACUUAGGUUCUAAAUACUUCAAUGAUUUGUUCUCCAGGUCAUUUUUUCAACAUUCAAGUCGAAAUUCAUCCCGAUAUGUGAUGCAUGAUCUCAUCAAUGAUCUAGCUCAGUCAGUUGCAGGAGAAAUAUACUUUCAUUUGGAUGGUGCAUGGGAGAAUAACAAACAAUCCACCAUUUCUGAGAAGACUCGUCAUUCAUCAUUCAAUCGUCAACACUCUGAGACACAGAGAAAAUUUGAACCCUUUCACAAGGUGAAGUGUUUGAGAACAUUGGUUGCACUUCCCAUGGACCAACCAGUUUUUUCCAGUGGCUACAUAUCAAGUAAGGUGUUAGAUGACCUUUUAAAGGAAGUGAAAUAUUUACGGGUAUUAUCUUUAAGUGGCUACAAGAUAUAUGGGUUACCAGAUUCAAUUGGCAAUCUUAAAUAUUUGCGGUAUCUCAAUUUGUCCGGGUCUUCCAUAAGAAGGUUACCUGAUUCAGUAUGCCAUCUUUACAACUUACAAGCACUGAUAUUAUCUGAUUGCAAAGACCUUACGACGUUGCCUGUGGGAAUUGGAAACCUAAUCAACCUUCGACACCUUCAUAUCUUUGACACAUGGAAAUUACAAGAAAUGCCUUCUCAAACUGGAAAUCUAACAAAGUUGCAAACGUUAUCUAAGUUUAUUGUGGGCGAAGGUAACAACUUGGGAUUAAGAGAAUUGAAGAAUUUAUUUGAUCUUCGAGGACAACUUUCAAUUUUGGGGUUGCACAAUGUGAUGAAUAUUCGAGAUGGAAGGGAUGCCAAUUUAGAGAGUAAGCAUGGAAUUGAGGAGUUAACAAUGGAAUGGAGUGAUGACUUUGGUGCUUCACGAAAUGAAAUGCAUGAGAGGAAUGUUUUGGAGCAGCUACGACCUCAUAGAAAUCUGAAAAAGCUCACAAUUGCAUCUUAUGGUGGAUCAGGAUUCCCAAAUUGGAUGAAGGACCCAUCAUUCCCAAUAAUGACACACUUAAUUCUCAAGGACUGCAAGAGAUGCACAUCAUUACCCGCGCUUGGCCAAAUAUCCUCACUCAAAGUCUUGCAUAUUAAAGGUAUGAGUGAAGUUAGAACCAUAAAUGAGGAGUUUUAUGGAGGGAUUGUGAAGCCUUUUCCAUCCUUGGAGUCUCUAACGUUUGAGGUAAUGGCAGAAUGGGAAUACUGGUUUUGUCCUGAUGCAGUUAACGAAGCUCAUGUGCCCUUGAAUCCUUGGAGAUUAGCGAUUGUCCAUCUCUCCGAUGCUUUCCAAAUGAUUUGCAUAGAGUUCCCUCAAUCCCUUGUUACCCUGCAAACCAAAAAUAUGGCUGGGUUUGUUGGAGAAGCAGUUCUAUCUGGUUUCAUCCAGAAGCUGGUUGACAUGGUCACCUCCCCGGAGCUGUGGAAAGGGGAAGCAGAUGACAAACCCCUGGUCAACAUGUGGCUAGACGAGCUCAGAGACUUGGCUUACGAUGUGGAGGACAUCUUGGACGACUUCGCCACCGAAGCUUUGCGAAGCAGCUUGAUCAUGGCUCAACCCCAACAGGGCACUAGUAAGGUACGAGGCAUGCUCUCUUCUCUCAUUCCGAGUGCUUCUACGUCUAAUUUUAGUAUGGGUUCUAAGAUCGAGGAGAUCACUGCAAGAUUACAAGAUAUUUCAGCCCAAAAGAAUGACUUGGAUUUACGAGAGAUUGCCGCAGGGUGGUCUGAUAGAAAGAGAAAGCGAGCACAGACACUGCCUAACACUUCUCUGGUGGUUGAAUCCCGUGUUAUGGUAGAGAAACAGAUAAAGCGGCCAUAG